Spodoptera littoralis (African cotton leafworm) is the source of this 1269-nucleotide messenger RNA. NCBI's taxonomy places the organism in Eukaryota, Metazoa, Arthropoda, Insecta, Lepidoptera, Noctuidae. The record is from the annotation of a GenBank genome assembly.
AUGAUUGAUUUCACAUUAAACAUGAUUUUGUUCAAACUCUUUCUAUUUUUGUCUUUAAAAGGUUUUUCGAACAUUUAUUCUGGUGCUUUAGCAGAUCCAAAUAGUACCAUUCGUGUGCAACUAUGGAGAGCUCAAGGGUAUUUGAAUCAAGCGGUUCUCACUGAGUUUGAUGACCGAGCACACUACGAUGAUGAGAUAUGGAUGAGAGACAAUAGAACGAUCGACUUCAUGAUAUUUGAUAUCGAAGCUGACCAAAUGGCUUCUUUUUUGGACGAACACAAUGUCUCUCAUAAAAUUUUGAUAGAAGACGUGCGUGAGAGAGUCGAUGAUGCUCUGGUGCAUACGUUUCCUACCAGACGCUAUGGUCAAAUUGAUAGAACGCCUAGAGGAGCUUUGGACUGGACAAAAUAUCCAACGUUGGAUCAAAUUCAUGCAUAUUUGGAGAGAAUUAAUAAAAAAUAUCAACAUUGCAAUUUAAUCACACUAGGCAAGUCUGUGAACAAUAAACCUAUUUAUGUGCUAAAGAUAUCAACAAUGAACCCUACAAAUAAGGCUAUAUUAAUAGACAGUGGGAUCCACGGUCGUGAAUGGACAUCAGUAGUAUCGAUGUUGUAUUUUAUUGAUACCAUUGUUCGAGACUUUCGUCAUCAACCUUCGUAUAUUAAGGAUCGAGAUUGGCAUAUCAUACCAGUGCUUAAUCCAGAUGGCUACGAGUACAGUCUGAAUAAUGAUCGACUAUGGAAGAAGAACAGAAGAAAAGUCAGCGAAUUCUGUUACGGAGUGGAUCUCAAUAGAAACUUCGAGUACAAUUGGGCUAAGCAGAGUUCCACAAGAUCUGUAUGCAGUGAUACCUUUUGUGGGCGUGCACCAUUCUCCGAACCAGAGACCCAAGCUUUUAAGAAAUUAACAGAUGGUCCACGUUUCCAUGGUUAUCUGUCCAUUCACUCUGCUGGCACGAAGGUUUUAUUUCCAAUGGGAGUCACUAGUAGUGACCAUGUGGACCAAAUUACUAUGACCAAGGCGAUGGCACAGGCAAUGCGAGGCUUUCAGAAUUAUCAGUUCGUUAGUGGUGACAUCCAUGCUAUGGGGAAAGUAGGCUACGGCAUGGCCAUAGAUUGGAUGUACUUCACAAAAAAGAUCAAACAUUCAUACAUUAUAGAGACGAGAGGACAAAACGGACUGGAUGUUCUUGUACCAAAAGAGAUUUUACCAGCCGCCAAAGAAGUACACAUUGGCAUAAUGAAAUUUGCUGAACUUUUUAACUCAUAG